AACACUGGCCGAGGCGCUCGGUGGGCAGCAGUAUCGCAGAGCGCAGCGCGGUCGGUUGAGCCCUGCGCGUUUUUACCGGGACACGACACGUUGAAGUCAGAGAUAACUGACGACCAGAAGAGAACCACUAAGGAGCUAUUACUUUCCGUUUCUGUUUUUUACCCUCUGUGUUUAUAUUGGAUAUUUGUUUAUCGCUCAACAUGGCCGUGACUGAAGCUGGAUGUGAUCUAACUUACUGCAAAAUGAGGGGGAUUGUAGCCGUUCUUGCCGCUUUCAUCAAGGAGAGAAAAAUGGGGCUGAAUGACUUCAUCCAGAAGCUGGUGUCUACCCCACAUAUCUGCCAACAUGUUGAAGUUAACAGUCUCCUGAAGAUUGAUGAGAAUCAAAAUGAGGAGGUGGAAAAUAGUCAACUUCCCGAUAGUCCGUUGUGCCGAAAUUCCCGAAGUUCACUGGCUGAGGACACUCAGAUCAAACCCUGUGAUUUUGACUACCUCAAAAUCAUCGGUAAAGGCAGCUUUGGAAAGGUUCUGCUGGCUCGACACAAAGAGUCCACCAAUUACUAUGCUGUCAAAGUGCUGCAGAAGAAAAUCAUCCUGAAGAAGAAGGAGCAAAAGCAUAUCAUGGCUGAGCGCAGUGUGCUGAUGAAGAACAUCAAGCACCCCUUCCUGGUGGGGCUGCACUACUCUUUCCAGACUACUGACAAACUGUACUUUGUGCUGGACUACGUUAAUGGUGGAGAGCUGUUCUACCAUCUCCAGAGAGAGAGGAUCUUCCUGGAGCCCAGAGCCAGGUUUUACGCUGCUGAAAUUGCAAGUGCACUUGGCUACCUCCACUCCCUGCACAUUGUGUACAGGGACCUGAAACCUGAGAACAUCCUGUUAGACUCACAGGGCCACAUUGUCCUGACAGACUUUGGUCUCUGCAAGGAAGGCCUCGAUCCCAAUGGUACCACAACAACUUUCUGUGGGACACCAGAGUACCUGGCCCCCGAGGUCCUCCAGAAGCAGGCGUACGACCGCACUGUCGACUGGUGGUGCCUGGGAUCUGUGCUAUAUGAGAUGCUCUACGGACUUCCUCCGUUCUACAGUCGCAACACAGCUGAGAUGUACAACAACAUCCUGCACAAGGCUCCGGUGCUCAAGCCCAACGUGUCAAACGCAGGCCGGGAGCUGCUGGAGGGGCUCCUGCAGAAGGACCGCACCAAGAGGCUGGGAGUGAAGGAUGAUUUUCUUGAACUCAAGUACCAUUCCUUCUUUUCUCCGAUUAACUGGGAUGACCUGAUGGCCAAGAAGAUCACGCCUCCAUUCAUUCCCUCAGUGUCCGGACCCACAGACCUCCGACAUUUCGACCCCGAGUUCACCCACCUGCCCGUGUCCUCCUCCCUGUGCACUGACACCCAGACUGUGACAAGCAGCAUCAAGGAAGCAGCUGGAGCCUUCCCGGGCUUCUCUUACGGGCCUCCGGCAGAGCACUCCUUCAUGUGAACGCCAACAUCUCCGCCCCUUCUGUCCCUGGGAAUGAACCAAGAAAACAGGACAAAAGCUCUGGAUUAAGAGUCUUAUUUUGGACGGGGGGUGGGAGAAGACCACACCGGAGCAGCUCUGUUACAAGUGAGCCCUGAAGAGGGGAUCUAACGGACAACUUGGGCAUGAAUGGGGCAGAUUUUGAGGGACGACUAGUGUACAGAUGGGGACUCUCAUGUUACAACACCACUGGCCCUCUCCUGCCUCAUCCACCCUAAACUACAAUAUACGUGUGCCAAGUAUGGAUGCACUCUGGGGUCAUAAAACAUCAUUCUCUGAUGGCCUCACAGCUACUGGUAAAGUGACAUGAGGAGAAGUGCCUGAGGUUCGAAAGGCAGUUUAGACAAUAGCAGCAGCAGCACUGGCCAAGAAAGACAAGCCAGCUUUAUCAAAAACCACACAACCACUUUCAUUUGUAUGGACUUUUGACCGGGGGCGAUAGUUGUAAAGGGUGAUGCCUUCAUUACAUGUCUACAUAUGUUAAAAGCUGUCUUUAAUGCAUUGUUAUUCUCAUGUGAAUGCUCAAUUGCACUUGAGGAAACAAGGGUCAAAAAAAGUGAAACAUUUUGCUUUAAGCACCUGCAACUUUUGGAUUAGACGGCUGCAUAUCUUUACACUUUUUAUUCCAUAUCUCUACUUUGGACAAAGAAAUAACAGCAUUUCAGUACUCUACGCAACUAGUGAUACUUGGACCAAACAGUUAACUAGGGUAUGCUUUAACAACACUUUUUUUGACCGGUUUGUCCUCAUAAACUGAAGAUCAAAGUUUUACUGUACUGUGUAGAAGAAAAAGAAAAAUUACAUAUAUUUUAUUGCAAAACCAAAAGGUUUUCCACGUUUUAAUAACCACAAACGUUCACUGUUUACUUUUAAUACAGUUCUGCAUAUAUUAUAACUGAAUUCUACAUGUUUCCUAGUAUAUAUAUGAAUAGAUUAAAUGAAAAUUGUACUUCCUGUAUGACAAUAUAUUUUAUUUUUUCCAACUCCUUUUCAUCUACAACUAGUGACUGUGUUCAUCUAUAUCUGCUGUUUGCAAACAUUAAGACAGACUCCUGUCAUUGAUUUGGAGAGUGUGAUACAGAGUUCAACCAGCAAUAACAGGCCCACAUCAAUGAUAGCACACACUGUAUAUCGAUCUUAUUUGAAGUUAAAGUGAUUGCUGUUUUAUUGCAAACACUGCAGACAAACUAUAGAAUCUAUGAUUACAAAUGUUUUUGUAUUUAUGCAUCAUGUAGAGAAGAACUGUGAAUGUCUUGUGCCUGUCUAAGGCGGCCUGAUCCAUGUAUACUGUAUGUACAUAUCUUUUCCCUAACCUCUUGGUCCCUUUUCUAGAAAAUAAUAUGUUAAAAAAAAGUGCUUCAUUAACUUGACAAAGAACCACUGGGUGGAGCAGGCGCUGGCAUUCAGCCACUGGCCUGCUCCAUAAUAUGGUUCUGGAAAGUGCAAUAAAAUCUUGUUAACUCAAAAAAAUAAUUAUCAUUUGAUCUCUUUAAGCAGAAGUGUAAGUUGUCAUUUAUGCUCUGAUACUUAAACUUAAAUUAUUACAAGAGGAUCUUCAUCCAAACCCCAUUGAGUCUCAAUGUUUUAGGCUUUUUCAUACAGAAGAUGCUUUUUCAAGCCUGCUGAAGAUAAUAUAUAAAAAUAAGGCAACACACAGUUCUAGAUAAUUUUCUUCCAUAUUUGGAAGCGUUACUUUUCUGUUUUGUAUUUUUUAUGUAUAUUUAUUUUCACGCCACUGCUACUGUAUAAAGAGUUUUAAUUUACAAGAUCAACUGAAAUAUUGAAAUGUAAUCUGUGUCAGAAAUGGCAAAUAAAAUCUCUAAAUUCAA
Messenger RNA from Lates calcarifer (barramundi perch), 3352 nucleotides. Its product is annotated as STKc_SGK domain-containing protein. Gene Ontology annotation, biological process: protein phosphorylation. The record is from RefSeq and is a predicted model, not a curated record. Gene Ontology annotation, molecular function: protein serine/threonine kinase activity; ATP binding. NCBI's taxonomy places the organism in Eukaryota, Metazoa, Chordata, Actinopteri, Centropomidae. The transcript has 13 exons. The coding region runs from base 201 to 1484 and encodes 427 amino acids.